GCUGAUCUCCCUUGAAAUACUAGUCUAGUCUACUACUAGUCACUAGUGCAGCCAAUGCAGCAAAGUGGAAUAGUGCCAUAGUCUUGAGCAUAGUAAUAAAUAGUGUAGAUCUAUGUAAUCCAUAAAUAAAACCAUAAUAGUUAUACUCACCUCACUAAGUGAACUAAAGAGGAUGAACCAAGAUAACACUAGUAAUUCUGACAACCUUAAUCCACAACCUUCUCAUGUCAGUACAGGUUCUUCUGUGAGAAGAAAUGUUGAUGCUUCUGGCAAAGCUGGAUUUGAGAGACGUGAGAAAAGGAGAAACAUUAGGCUACUGCAAAAAGCCAUAAUGGACAGGGACAUUGAAAUGAUCAAAACUAUUUUAAGUUCUGAAUUUGAAAUAGAUUUCCAAUAUAGUAGCCAAACUUCCCUUCAGUUAGCUGUUUGUCAAGGAUAUGCAGAUAUUUGUUCUUUACUCAUAGCUAAGGGUGCUAAUGUCAACCAGGCUGAUGCAGGUGGGAACUCACUGCUCAACAUGGCUUGUUGGAGAGGUUUCUCUGAUGUUGUUCAAUUAUUAGUUGAUCAUGGUGCUGAUUUGGAUUUACAAAAUGAAUCGGGUAACUCAGCAUUAAAUGCUUGUGCAGUUAAAGGAUUUAAAGAAAUAGCUGAGAUUCUAAUAUUAGCCAAAUGCAGUUUGAACCUGGCUAACAAUAAAGGAUUCACACCUUUGUACAAUGUUUCUCAAUCUGGUAAUAUUAGCAUGGUUCAACAAUUACUAAAGGCAGGGGCAGAUCCGGAUUGGGGAGAUUAUACUUUUAAAACUCCUUUAAUGGUGGCUGUAGAAGCAGGACAUGUGGAUGUUGUCAAGGCACUCUUACAAGCAGGAGCUGAUGUCAACAAAAAGAGCAGAUCUGGGCGUACAGCUGCUUAUGAAGCUGCUAGUGUGGGACAUGAGGAAAUUAUGAAAGUUCUAAUUGAAUACCAUGCUGAUUUGAAUAACUCCACUGUAAAAGGCUUCACCCCAUUGCUAGAAGCCAUAUCUAGCAAUCAUACAAAAGUGGCAAAAAGUUUGAUAUCGUCUGGCUGUGAAGUGAACCUGGCAGACAGAAAACAGUGGGCACCACUACAUGCUGUCAUUAGACAAGUUUCCAUGAUGUUUGACCCUGAAGAGAAUAGUGAAAUGCGAAGUUUGGUUGAAGAAAUGGUGAAGGCUGGAGCAGAUGUCAAUAAAAUGGAUGGAGAAAACUGGACACCCUUGUAUCAAGCUGCUUCUGCAGGUGACUUUGAAAUGUGUAAGUUUUUACUGGCUAAUGGGGCUUCUGUUAACCUGGUGACCAAAAAGGGGAGUUCAGUCUUGCAUGCAGCUGUUUAUGGUGGCAAUAAGGACAUUGUCAAGCUGUGUCUGGAUGCAGGCUGCUCUGUGAAUGCAGUGGACAUCAAUGGUCAGCAUGCACUUUUAGCAUCUGUAGCAUCACGCUGUAAUUUAGAGAUUAUAGAGCUUCUACUUGAGGCUGGAAGUGAUGUGAAUAUUAGGAAUACAAUAACCAAGCAGACAGCCCUCCAUGAAGCUAUCUGCCAACAUUACUCCCUAGCGGCUCAUCUCCUUAUAGAUAAAGGCAGCAACUUGGAUGCCUUAAACUCUGAACAUAAAUCUCCUUUAUAUUUGGCCUGUUGGCGAGGCCUGACUGAGAUUGUUUCCUACAUGCUAAGCAAGAGUGGUUGUUCUACUUCCUGCAUCUACCCCAAUGCAUUACCCAUUCAUGCUGCAGCAACACAAGGCAGGGCUGGCAUCAUUCAACUCUUAGCUGAGCAUGGUUGUGACAUCAACCAGAUGAAUGAGAAAGGGGAAACUCCAAUUAUGGCAGCUUUAGGAGAAGAUAGUCAGACUGCAGUAAGGGCUCUAUUGCAGUGUGGAUGUGAUCUUGAAUUACAAUAUAAGCUGAAGUGUCCACAAAUUUGCUGCAUUCUUCAUGAAGAUCCUCACCCACAUUUAGGAAUAGAACCUUUGUUUUUGGCCAUGACUCACAAAAAUUUGGAUACAAUGAAAAUGUUGCUACAAAAUUACAGGGUGGUUCCUUACAAAACUAUUCGUAUUUUAGAAUUAUUGCUCAAGAGAACUCAAGGAAUAAAUACACAUUACACACAAAAGCAAAAACAAGACAUAAUGGACUUGUUUCAUUUCUAUACUCAUAACCCAUUCACUCUGACUGAUGCAUGUAGAAGAUGUAUCAGGUCUAGUCUUUGUUCACCAAUACAUCAGAAGGUAGUGGUCCUUCCUGUAGCAGAGAAGGUGAAGGAAUAUAUUCUUAUGAGAACUGAGUUUGAUGGCUGGAUUGAACUUGAACAAGAUCUACCAGGUGGCAGUUCCGGAUUUUCAGAUAUUUUUAGAAGCAAGAGUCCAGUGUAAAUUUGCUAAAAAUUGAAACUGUUAGUUAUGAUUUUGUGCUUUGAUGGUUGAGCAUGAGAGUAGAGGAACUUUAUCAGAAAUACAUUUUAUAAAUUUAUUGCGAAAUUGUACAUUUAAAAGUGAUUCAACUGUUAUGUUUAUGUUCAUUUCUAUAUCAAGGCAUAAAAAUGUAGGUAUGUUUAAAUAAGUAAAAUGAAAAUAUAAAGGAAUAAAAAUAUUUAGCAUUUCAAUUCUUAGUUAAAGUUUUACAUAAAUCAUUUUUUUCAUUUAGCUGUUUCUUCAUAUCAGUAUUAUAGUUUUUAUGAAACUAUUUGACUUAAUCUUGUUUUCUUUCUUAUAUUGAAUUGAAUAUAAAAUGAAAAUGUCAUUGUUACAAUUUUCAAUAGUUGCAAGACUAAAACCUACAUAAUUAUUAGUAAACUAUAGAUCUAAAACCAUAAAAUUAUAUCAUGUUUCUGGAUCAGUGGAUCUGCUUUUACAAUUAAUGAAAACAUCUCAGAGGAUGCUUGUGUUUAAUCACUUAACUUGAACAUUUCAUAUUGUUAACUUUGUAAUGGAUUAGAGAUGCCAUUGCUAAUAAUUCCAUGAUUGUCUUCUGAAUGAAAGUUUAUAAACCAGGCUUGUUGCACUCUGUGUGUGCUUGAACUAAUUCAAAUAUUAUGCUAUUAGAUGUGUGCAAUAUUAUUUAUUACAGAUUAUUUUCAGUGCCUUAGAUUGGACUUUUGGCUCUUUAAGCACAAUCAGUCUAUUCAAUAUAUUAUGUAUACAUUCAAGAUUUAUGUCUAGAGCGUUACAGUACUGUUAUCUUUUGUUUUAAUAAAUCAAUUUGAAUAUUUA
Messenger RNA from Biomphalaria glabrata, 3226 nucleotides. Its product is annotated as ankyrin repeat domain-containing protein 50-like. The record is from RefSeq and is a predicted model, not a curated record. The coding region runs from base 173 to 2389 and encodes 738 amino acids. Gene Ontology annotation, molecular function: protein binding. NCBI's taxonomy places the organism in Eukaryota, Metazoa, Mollusca, Gastropoda, Planorbidae. The transcript has 15 exons.